Messenger RNA from Lampris incognitus (smalleye Pacific opah), 2844 nucleotides. It is a transcript of the gene tmprss9, whose product is annotated as transmembrane serine protease 9. Gene Ontology annotation, molecular function: protein binding; serine-type endopeptidase activity. The transcript has 15 exons. Gene Ontology annotation, biological process: proteolysis. The coding region runs from base 1 to 2385 and encodes 794 amino acids. The record is from RefSeq and is a predicted model, not a curated record. Lineage: Eukaryota; Metazoa; Chordata; Actinopteri; Lampriformes; Lampridae.
AUGGAGGUGAAGAAGGAUGGAGGAGGGCAGUGGUCUUCAUCGGGAGACUCCCCGGCUCCCUGCAACCCUGUCUGCUACAGGAGCAUCCUCUUCAUCUUCCUCCUCAUCUUCCUCAUCAUCGGGGUCUUUUUAGGCCUGCUUAUUGCAUACCUGGUGCAGGAGCAGCAUUACUUCAUGGAGACAGUGGAGCUGAAGGGUCUUAAGUAUGAUCCUGUUCUGCAAGAUGUGGACUCUGGGUUUUCCAUCGUGCUCUCAUCCGUUUUGAAGACCAAGAUUAAAAAUGUCUUCAGCGCCUCGUCAAUAUCACAUCACUACGUUGACUGUAAUUUUGUUGCCUAUGGCAACAUUAAUGGUGAUGUGAUGGCAACGUUCAGACUGGUCUUCACAGUUUCCAAGGUCCAACAGUAUUCUGACAACUUUAUCCAGGACUUGCUGAGGGUGGGGCUCAAUGCAGCACUGCAUGGAAAUCCCCUAGUGGUCCCUGAGUUUGGAGAGAUCAACAAUAUCAUCUUACUGGGGGCAAGUGGAAAGUCAUUCUUCACCAUUGGAGAUGAGAUGAUGGCCAGGUGUCCUGAAAGCACUUUCACUUGUGACAAUGGGGAGUGUGUCACCAAGUCUAAUCCAGAGUGCGACGUCAUCCCUGACUGUGCUGAUGGAUCAGAUGAGGCUCGCUGCUCCUGUGGUACCCGUCCUGCCAUGGGGAGUCGUGUAGUGGGUGGUGAGGAUGCACGACUAGGGGAGCUGCCAUGGCAGGUCAGUUUGAAACUGUAUGGACGCCACACGUGCGGAGCCUCCAUCAUCGAUGAACGCUGGCUGGUCAGCGCAGCCCACUGCUUUGAGAGGGACAAUGACCCCAAGGUGUGGACAGCCCUGGUGGGCGCCAGUCUGGUGAGUGGCGAGGAGCCAGAAUCCAAAACAAUUAACAUCAAGUCACUGAUAGUGUCCCCACACUACAACCCUCUGACCACAGACAAUGAUGUGACCGUGUUGGAGCUGGAGACCCCUCUCACCUUCAGCCCCUACAUCCAGCCUGUCUGCCUGCCGUCCAGCUCUCACACCUUCGUCCCAGGCCAGAGAUGUGUGGUGUCGGGGUGGGGCGCACUGUCCCAGCUCAGCUCUGAAGUGCCUCCUACGCUGCAGAAGGCAGUGGUGAAGCUCAUCGACUCAAAGGUGUGCAAUAAAUCUUCCGUCUACAGAGGAGCCAUCACGCGCAAUAUGAUGUGUGCCGGAUUCCUGCAGGGCAAGGUGGACUCCUGUCAGGGUGACUCUGGAGGGCCUUUGGUGUGUGAGCAGGCCCCAGGGAGGUUCUUCCUAGCCGGGGUUGUGAGCUGGGGAGUGGGCUGUGCCCAGAUCAAUAAACCUGGGGUCUAUUCCCACGUUACCAGGCUCCGCAACUGGAUUCUAAGCUAUACAAACCCCGGCCUAGUCCAGUACAACAUCCCCACUGUGGCAGUCACUGUUCCCGGGGAGAACUUUAAUCAUCCACCUGUUGCUAGGGCUACAGCCAUGGCCGGAGCCUCUCCUCCAGCCUUACUUGCCUCAAACUGCAGUGGCAACUUCCAUUGUAGCACCAGCUCCUGCAUAAGCAAGGUCAACCCUGAGUGUGAUGGAGUCCAAGACUGCCCCAACGAGGCUGAUGAGAGAAACUGUGACUGUGGUAUGCGUCCUGCAUUGGGAUCCCAGAAGAUCGUGGGUGGAGUGACAGCUCGCAGAGGGGAGUGGCCAUGGGUUGGCAGUCUCCAGUAUCAGAAGCUUCACCGUUGUGGUGGCACACUCAUACACAACAAGUGGUUGCUCACUGCGGCUCACUGCUUCAAAGGAGACCCUAACCCUUCUGGCUGGUCAGUGAGCCUUGGUUCAGUGCUACGAUCUGGGGUAGGAGCCUUGGUCAUCCCCAUCCAGAAGGUCAUCCUACACCCAGCCUUCAACACCACCAACAUGGACCAUGAUGUGGCUCUGCUGGAGCUGGCGGUACCAGCCCCCAGGUCUUACACCAUCCAGUCUGUCUGUCUCCCCUCGCCUGUCCACCGGUUCUUUAAGAGUGCAGAGUGCUACAUCAUGGGCUGGGGGUCCAUGAGGGAGGGAGGUUCACUGACCAACCUGUUGCAGAAAGCCGCAGUAAACAUAAUUGACCAAGCAGACUGCCAGCAGUCCUACGGCAGUGGGCUGACUCCUAGUAUGAUGUGUGCUGGAUACAUGGAAGGAGGAAAGGACACGUGUCUGGGGGACUCUGGAGGCCCCCUGACGUGCCGCCACCCCUCUGGCCAGUGGUUUGUCGCCGGUGUGACCAGCUGGGGACAUGGAUGUGGACGAAUGGGUUUCCCAGGGGUGUACACACGUGUAACAGCUGUCAGGGAAUGGACAUCCAUGUACCUGCCUUUCUAAGGUCACGCAAAAGCAUAAGAAGUUUCUCCCGAAAAACAAACCGUCCACAUUGAGGUCCAGAUUCUCACCGAUACAUCUUCUCCAGUAUACUGUACUGUACAAAAAGGACUAAAGUCAUGCUAGUAGAGUCAGAAUCCUCACAGGUGUCAAAUUAGUCCUUAUAGACACAGACAUGUCUCCAUUGUGCUGACUGACUCAAAACUCCAGAAAACUGACCUGUCUUACUUCUUGGUCAUAGGUGCUUAUUUAAUUAUUGUGGAAACCUGUGAAGCUUGGGACCGCCCCCAACCACAUACAAAGGAGCAAUGAAGAGAAACAUGGAAACAUCAUUGUGAACUGUGGCCUAUUAACACUCUACUAGCACAUGCAUAAUGUAUUUAUUUUACAGUUAUUUAUUGUCUUCAUCCAAAACAUACAAGCUAUGUAUUUUAUUUUCUUCAUUUGGGUUUCAGAUUAUAU